Molecule: messenger RNA, 1189 nt
Organism: Boeremia exigua
Lineage: Eukaryota; Fungi; Ascomycota; Dothideomycetes; Pleosporales; Didymellaceae
Product: ATPase, V1/A1 complex, subunit E
Exons: 3
Coding region: 198-890 (230 amino acids)
Biological process (GO): proton transmembrane transport
Cellular component (GO): proton-transporting two-sector ATPase complex, catalytic domain
Molecular function (GO): proton-transporting ATPase activity, rotational mechanism
Source: RefSeq, a predicted model, not a curated record
UCGCUGUCUGCAUCCGACCUGAGGCCUAGCCCCUUUCAGCGUCUCGGUCGCUACAUCAUCGCAGCUGCCCGUGGUGCCCGUGCCCGUGGCUUGAACCGCCCGUCUUCCAAGCUUCCCAUCGACAUUGACCACCAGCGCCGCCGCUGCACCACCUCGCAUUUCCCCACCACCGCCGACUCCCCCACACAGCGCCCGUCAUGUCGCAAGUCCACGCCCUCUCCGACGACCAGGUCGCCGGCGAGCUCAAGAAGAUGACGGCCUUCAUCCGCCAGGAGGCCACAGAGAAGGCCAACGAGAUCCGCCUCAAGGCCGACGAGGAGUUCGCAAUCGAAAAGUCCAAGCUCGUGCGCCAAGAGACUGCCUCCAUCGAUUCGUCCUACGAGAAGAAGUUCAAGCAGGCUAGCAUGUCUCAGCAGAUCACACGCUCCACCGUCUCGAACAAGAGCCGAUUACGUGUUCUGUCCGCACGCCAGGAGCUGCUCGACCGCCUGUUUGAGGACGCAGGGAAGAAGCUGGCCGAGACGUCCAAGGACAAGAAGAAGUACCAGGGUAUUCUGAAGAACCUGAUUCUGGAGGGUGCAUAUGCCCUGAACGAGGACAAGCUGCAGAUCAGGGUCAGGAAAGCCGACAACGACCUUGCCAAGCAGGCCAUCGAGGAGGCACAGAAGGAGUACAAGAGCAAGAUCGAGAAGGAUGUUGCCAUCACAAUUGACGAGAGCGACCCGCUGCCUGCUGAGUCAUCUGGCGGUGCCUUCAUUGUCGGUACCGGCGGCCGCAUUGACAUCAACAACACCCUCGACGAGCGUCUCAGGCUGCUCGAGUCUGACGCCCUGCCCUCUAUCAGAGGUACCCUUUUCGGCGAGAACGAGAACAGGAAGUUCCACGACUAAACGCAUGUCGUUCGAUUAUUGCAAUACACACCACGACACGAACACAUGCCGGAGAUGCGCAAUGGUGCAGUCGAGCGAGUAUCUGGCCUUUGACGAAUCAUGCGUUCGCUUGGAAAGUACCCUGAUAGAGGCGCCUGUAGAAUACUGGAAGAUUUAGCGGCUUUCUGUGCAAAUCAUCAUUCACCAACCACGACAGCCACUGCAUUCUGAAUUUGGUGCAAUAUGGGUUGGCUUGCACCGGUACACUGACUUGAUUAGUUACAGAUGUCUAAUUAUCGCUACGUUCGCCGGAUCAGACC